Molecule: messenger RNA, 5780 nt
Organism: Apis laboriosa (Himalayan honeybee)
Lineage: Eukaryota; Metazoa; Arthropoda; Insecta; Hymenoptera; Apidae
Product: myocardin-related transcription factor A-like
Exons: 12
Coding region: 629-4105 (1158 amino acids)
Source: RefSeq, a predicted model, not a curated record
CGAACCCCGAACGGUCAACCCCGAACGUGCCGCGCCGUGUCACGAUAUACGCUGUAGGGUGUUCGACCCGAGGAGAGAAGGGGAGUUUUUUUCCACUUCUGGUGGCCCGAGUAGGGGAAAAAAAAAGAAAAAAGAGAGGGAAAGAGAGUUUGUCAGAGCACAGGAUUGCCACGAGGAGCACGAGUGUUUCUUUUGUGCUUGGUAUAUAUAUAUAUACAUAUUUACGUACUCCGUGAUCGUGGUGUUUUCGUGGAGGGAUAAAAAUAAGAAAGAAGUACGACGAGAAUUUCGACGGUGGUGAAGUUGUGACUUGUGACUUGUGCUUGUCGAUAGUGUGUGUGUGUAUGUGUGUGUCGAUCAGAAGAACGGUGUGGUACGAGGUGUGCCUCGCCUAACAUGCUCCUGCUCGACCGCCGACGCUCCGCCUGCUCCUCGCGGAUGAAAUUGAAUGGGAUCCGCAAAUUGUUGGGGGCGUCGAGCAUCGUAUGGUGGCCAGGAGCGGUGUGAAUUUUCGGCGUCGUUACGAAGAGGAUUUCCAUCAUCUAGUCAGUGCCCGUGCGGAAAAUCAGAUCAGCUGUGAUAAUGCGUGAAACUAUGAUAGUGCUCGCCGUCGAGUGUCACCUCGUACAUGAGAUUGUUUGAAAUUUGUGAGAGUGCUAAGUUGAAGGAAACACGGGGGGGAUCCCAAUUCGUUCCCAUCCGUAAUGACAGGAGAACUUGUUCAGUGAAAUUUCGAAGCGCGCUUAUUAAUAUAAAUACACACAAAUAUAUAUAUAUAUAUAUUUACACAUAUAAAGAGAGAAGAAAGUGGUUAUUUAUUCAAAAAUAUCCAUCAAUCAUGGUUACCUUGGACACGGAGCAAAAGUCCGAGAGGCAGCACUGCGCGCGACGCAUGUGCGCCAUUUGCAGACGCAUCAAGCGCGACAAAGCGCUGAAGGUGAAGCUUACGCUGAGGCGACCCAUCAAUCAGCUGGUUGCGCAAGGGAUCAUGCCAUCAUUGAAGACACCACCGGCGUUCCACGAGCAAAGGAAGCAACUGGAACGGGCGAAAACCGGUGAUCUUCUGAAGGCGAAGAUCCAGCAGAGACCAGGCAGGGAGGAGCUGGUUAGGCAGCAUAUCCUCGAGGAUGUGGGUCACGUGGAUCCAAGCCUGGCCGAGAGGCAACGGAUGCUGAAGAAGGCCAGGUUAGCCGACCAGCUGAACGACCAGCUCAGUCAUCGACCCGGCCCGCUCGAGCUCAUCCAAAAGAAUAUUCUCCACACGGAGGAGCCUAUUGAAAGGGCGGUCAAAGAGGGUCACAUUCCCUUCAAGGCCACUUGCGAGGGCCAAGUAACGAAGCCCCAACACCCAGACCACUACAUCACCUUCGAGGAUGACUCCCAGAGCUCGGAAGGCGCGCCCUCGCCCCAGCUGGAGUCCCGGUCGGACGUUCUGGAAACGGCGGCUGCCUCGGCUGGGAUAGUGACCGUCUCCCUCAGUAUUCCGACGACAGGCGGUGCCGUGGUGGUCUCGUCCACGUCGCCUGUGUUCCAACAAGCGUCCAACGAGUCGACGAUACAAACUUUCGCCGAGCUGUGCAACACCGUGGUCGGCUCGCAACAGCAGCAGCAACAGCAACAGCAGCAGCAGCAGCAUCAACAACAGCAACAACAACAGCAGCAAUCAUCUCAUCAACAGCAUAACCAACAACAACAUGCUUCCACGCAGGCGAGUCAGACAAACGGUCCAUCGACGACCCUCCUUCCACUGGCGCCGGCGCCGAGUCCGAUGUCCUUGGGCUCGACCACGUCCAGCCUGAGCCCCCUUUCCAAUAUCUCGAUAGCGUCGCCACCGGCACCACCGCCGGCCGCCAUCACCCCCAGGCCUCAGGCGAGCCCCAUAGCCGCCUCCACGUGUCAGAGGAGCGACGCGCCCGGCAAGGAUAAGAACAGGAAGAAGUCCAAGACCAAGAGUCAACCGAAGACACGUACGAUCAAGUUUCACGAGUACAAAGGGCCGCCAAACGCGCAGAAAACCUCUGUGUCGUCCACGACUUCCGGUCUCGGCUCGGCACCACCCGGCGAGACCAGCUACGAGCUUCUUCUUCAGCAGCAGCAGCUAUUCCUCCAAUGGCAGCUCGAAUGGCAGCAUAAGUAUCCUCAGAUCAUUCUACCGGCAGCGCAAAAGCCAUUGUCGUUGAACAGUAGCGGGGCAAGUGACGCUGGUAGCAUUAGCGGAAGCAGCUUGAACGCACCGAGCCCCGCACCCUCGAAUUCCUCCAACAAUCCCUCGGAGCAACCACCUUUGAGGCCUUUGGGCAAAUUGGAAGAUAUGAAAGUAAGUGAUCUCAAAGUGGAGUUGAAACGUCGAAACUUGCCUGUAUCUGGCUCGAAGCCGCAGCUGAUCGAGAGAUUGAAGCCGUUCACGGAAUCGUCUAGCGGCAACUCGACGUCUAGCUCGAAUGGGCCCCACGUGACGCAUAUGGGCCACAUAUUGAUGGACACUCCGGGGCCAAUGACAUCCGACGAGUCUAGCUCUCAUGCCAAGAGUCCUGGCUCCGCGGUCAAGGACGAGCCGAACAGUCCACGGACCGAUUCACCGCAUGGCAGCGAGCACGAUGAUCCAUCCAGUCCUCCAGUCCGUGUUUCAGGAGACGACAUAAUCAAAGAGCAAAGGAAACGGAUAGAAGAGUUGCAACGUGAAUUGUACAAAUCUCAACAGCAACUUCAGCAGAUCCGUCAAACCCAACCGUCUACGGUUCACGCUGAGAAGCUGGUGCUGCAGCAACAUAUACAGAACAAGAUGCAGCAGCAGCAGCUGGCGUUACAUUUGCAGCAGUUGCAGCAUUUGCAGCAGCAACAGCAGCAGCAGCAGCAACAACAGCAGCAGCAGCAGCAGCAGCAAAGUCAACAACAACAGCAGCAGCAGACGCAGCAACAACACGCUACGUUCCAACAGCUGAACGCGAAAGCUAGCCUCGCAGCGUUCCUGCAGGCACAGCCAAAUAACACUACUGCCAUUCUAGACUCUUCGACUUUGACCGCGAUUAACAAUAAGAAGAACCAGACGAAGAACAGCGCGACAGUUCAAAUACCUGCUGCGAUAGUUUUUAAUCUGCCCAAACCUACGAAAUUGAAUGGAACAUUGUUGAGCGCGUUGGUGGCACAAGCCCAACAACAACAGCAACAAACUGUUACCGCGGAGGAUGGAAAACCGCCACCACCUCAGUACGAUGAAGCCGCGAAGCUAUUAAAGGUAAAAAUUGAACCAGUUCAAAAAAGUCAUAUCAAGAGUCAAGUGGUGGAUGACGUGCUGGAGAUCCUGAUCAAGAAUGGCGAAUUACCACCGAGCGCCGCACAGGACCCGGCAACGCCAACUACACCCAACAGACAGCUACAGCAAAACUUGGUGUUCACAGCGCCAGCGGAUAGCCAAAGUCAUUCGUUGGUUUUCGCCGCUGCUAGUCCAAUCAGUCCGAUCAGCCCCAUCGCGAUGGAGGUUUCCCAGAGCGAUUGCGUGAGUUCACCGGCGCCGGCGCCACCGCCACCGCCUCCUUUGCCUCUGGCAACUUUCUCUAUACAGCUGCCAACCGCGUUACAACAGUUGCAGCAGCAAGAGGAGAUCUCCUCGUUCAACACAGACCUGUUAACCUCGGAGGGCGAGCUGGACGCCGCGAUGCUUCUCAGCCCGCAGUCAAAUCAGCAAGCGUCGCCCGAUCCUCAACCUCCUCAAGAAGUAACGUCGUCGGAUAACGCGAAUUUAGACCUUAAGGAACUCGAGCUAGAUCUCGAGACCUUAGACACGAUGGAUUUCAGUCAAUUGGAUUGCGACUUAGGUGUAAAGAUGGAAGCGCCUCAAGAGUUGAUGGACAUCGGCGACAUGCCCAUGGACAUGGAUGAUCCAGAUUGGCUCGAUUCAUUGAUGCCGCAAUCUCCUCCAACUUCUUCCACGACAGUGGCGAAUCAUCAACCGGCGCCACCGACGAGUUUGUCGAGCGGCACGGAUAUUUACGAUCCGCUGCUAGCCAGUAGCCAAGAUCCGUUUGAUCUCUUCAACAUGGAGGACUCUGAUUUCAAGAUGUCUUCCGAUCUUUUAACCUGGGACAAAGUCGACUUCGCGACCUAGCCCGAGAUCUUUCCUCGGAGCUCGGCCUUGUGUACUUAAAUCAACGGGAAACGAAAAAAGAUCCAGCGAAGCACAAAGACGAUCCAACAACGGCAAUGCCAAGUGCUAUAUAUUGUGAUUAGUCUGUGACUGUUUUUUUGGUGCAUUUUUACGAACCGUUUUGCAGUUGCUUGCCUCUGACAUUGUUCUCCAGCGACUUCGGCGCUGUGCAACUUCCCGUGAACGUUAAAAGAAUUGUACUUAUUACACGUAAAACUUAUGCUACUUGUUAUCAAGCGGAGAACUUUCUUAAGAGAGAGAGAGAAAAAAAAAAGAAAUUAGGAAUAACUAGCUGUAUAAUUUUCAAUCGAAGUUCGAAAUUCUAGGUGAGUAAUUUAUAAGCGUGAAAAAAAAGGUGCAUAAAAUUGCGAGAGGAUCGUAGCGUGAAAACACAAGGGUGAGAACAAGACCACGAAGCAAUCGUUUCUAAGGGAUUUUAUAAUAGAAGAUAAUUGUCAGUAGAGAAUGCCACGUAUACUUUGGUCUUCCUCGGUCAGUAUGAGUACCAAUGCACAGAAUUUUCGUUCUUUCGUUUCACGGAAUCGAUCGAGCAUUGGAAUCAUGUGAGUCGUUUUCUGUAAUCGUUGCUACUUCGAGAUCAAGAACUCAAAAAACAGUUUCAGUUUCUGGAAAACGAUAUCGCGUAUCUCGAUCGUAUCUCGUUCAUUCGAAAGAAACGAAGGUAAAGAUAUGCGAGGACGAACCACUAAACGAAAUAGCGGAUACGUCCCGCAAAUGGAAGUAAGACAACAACGACGAUAUCUUCAAAAUUCUCCAAAGAAUUUCCUUACGAGCGUUUUUAGCUAGUUUUUACUAUCCACUCUACAGUCGUGUGUUGCUUGAGUUUUAAUAACUGCGAAUAGCGUGUGUGUUAAACAGGAAAACGGGAAAGCUGCGUAUAUGUUUUUCUCGUAUGCUUCCCUCAUCCAAUCUCAUUUCUGUCGAUCCCAUUUCUGCAAAACAAAACCGUAUUCAAUUAUAAUGUUAUAAUUGGGAUAAUUAUUUACGAGAAUAUAUAUAUAUACAUAUACAUAUAUAUAUAUAUAUAAACACAUGUAUGUAUAUAUGUAUACACGUAUACAUAUGCAUAUAUAUAAAAUAUAAUGCUGUAUGCCGAGUUCGAAAGUAAACAUGCGUUGGAAGAAGUAAAAAGGAAAAAAAAUAAUUAAAAAAAAGAAAGAAAAGGAAAAAGAAAGUUCGACGGCUUUCCCGCACAGCUAUACAUAAUUUUUCUAAGGCAGAGCAUGUGAUGUUAGUGGUUACACAUACAUAUUUUAAUCAAUAAUCGCAUAAAAAUUUUCGGAAUGGGUGCGGACAAAAGUAUACCGAUGUCAGGGUAUUGUGCGGUUCUCCUGUUUUUUCGUUUCCCUUUACGAAUCUUUUUUGUUGUUUUUGUGACAUUCCAUGUUUUCAAAUGAGCAAGAGAUCGAAGCUACGCGUACCACGAGCCGCGCUUUUGUCCAUAUAUUUGAGCAAAAGUUAAGAAGAAUUCGUCUCAGAAUUUUAAUUGAUCAACCGAAGUUUCUAACCUAACUUUGUAUUUCGCAUUAUGUCCAAUUCGGAAUUAUACAUGUUUAUAAUGAUUGAAUCAUAUCAUAUAAGGCAAUAUUAUAUACAAUAAACAAACUUUCUAUUA